Molecule: messenger RNA, 2126 nt
Organism: Salvia hispanica
Lineage: Eukaryota; Viridiplantae; Streptophyta; Magnoliopsida; Lamiales; Lamiaceae
Product: ankyrin repeat family protein
Cellular component (GO): plasma membrane
Molecular function (GO): protein binding
Source: RefSeq, a predicted model, not a curated record
AUGUCAGUGCACAAAUAUCCCGGUUUGCUCGAUGAAGAGGAGAGCUACGAGACUGCACAAACCAUGGACCCAAAAUUAUACAGAGCGAUAAUGAAAGAUGACAUUCUUGAAUUCGUGAGAGCGAUGGAAUGUGAUCGACAACACGGGCCAACGGUUUCUUGCGUGCAGUUAGGUCCACAGAAUAAGACAGUGCUGCACGUAGCAACAAGCUUCGGGAGCUAUGAAAUCGUCAAACUAAUCUGCAAGGACUUGCCUGACUUAGUUGCUGAAAAGAAUGCGCGAGGUGACACUGCACUUCAUAUAGCAGCAAGAGCCGGCAGUUCACAACUGGUGACAUUGCUAGUCAAUUCAGAAUUCGCAGAAGGUGGUUUGCGUGAAAAGAACGAGGAAGGGAACACUGCCCUGCACGAGGCUCUGAAAUAUGGGCAUGAAGAAGUGGCUCGAAUUCUGAUCAACAGGAACCCGCUGAUGUCUUAUUCUCUUAACAAGGAAGGUAAGUCUUUGCUAUAUCUUGCUGCAGGAGCAGGAUUUCUCAUCAUUGUAAGGCUCCUUAUGGACAAUCCUGUUGGGAGCUACAGCACAGGUGCAAAACAUAAAAAUAAGUCACCUGUUUUCGCUGCGAUACUCGAGCACAACAUAGAUGUCAUUAAGUUGUUGUGGGAAAAGGAUCCAACAAUGUUUCAGCUGAGAAACAGCAAAGGCAAAAGUCCACUUCACGCAGCUGUAUGCAUGGGAUUUACAGAAGGGGUCAAGUUCUUACUAGACAGACAGUUUGAAUUUGCUUACCAGAAAGAUAAACAAGGCUUUCAUCCCAUCCAUUCAGCAGCCAGCAAAGGACAUGUAGAUAUUAUCCAAAUGAUGUUUCAGCAUCGGCCAGAUACAAGGGAGCUGCUAACUGCACACGGUCAGAAUAUACUGCACGUAGCUGCUAGAAGUGGGAAAUACAAAGCAGUGGAGUAUAUGCUUAAAAGGCCAGAGAUGGAGAUGCUUAUUAAUGAAAAAGAUGCUGAUGGGAACACACCUUUACACCUUGCAACCAUUUACGCGCAUCCAAAGCUGGUUGGCAUUCUUGUGAGGGACAAAAGAGUGAUUCCGAGGUUGUUAAAUAACAACCGCCAGAUGGCACUUGACAUUGCCGAGGAACAAAUUGAAGUGGGAUUGGUAUCAUUUCACAAGAGGCUUACCUGCAUGGCCUUGAGAGCAGUUGAUGCCCCACGAGCACAUAAACCAACUUCCAGAAGCACGAGUUUUAAGCUCGGAGACCAACUGGAGACAGAAAGUUGGAGAGACAAGAUAAAUACGAUUCUGGUGGUUGCCAUGCUAGUCGCAACAGUUACAUUUCAAGCAGGUUUCACUGUGCCUGGUGGUAAUAACAACACCCAUUAUGACCAAGAUAUCGCAACCAUGCUCAAAAAGGUUAAGUUUCAGGAGUUUGUGAUUUGCAACACCAUAGCAAUGCAUACCUCUGUCAUUGUUGCUGUCACUCUACUGUGGGCACAACUGGGAGAUCCUAGUUCCAUGCGUUUAGCUUUGAAGUCGGCUGUGCUUCUGCUGGGAUUAGCUCUUGCCAUGAUGUCUAUAGCAUUCUUGGCCGCUGUCUACCUAGUUGUCAGCACACUCUGCUGGCUUGCAAUAACCGUCCUCCUCAUAAGCUCGAGCUUUGUCUUUGCAUUGAUAGUGCUGUUUGUUCCUCUAUGCUUCUUGGGCUCAUCAAACCGCCACAUAUUCCGCCGUCUCUCGUACUAUCCAUUCUGUCUUGUGCUAUAUGCACUCAGAGACUAAGAAUUCUGAAAGAGGGAUGAGGUUAUCUGAAGAUAACCUCCAGGAACUUUAUUGAAUAAUACUAGUUCAGUAAUUGGUUUCGUUUUACUCGGUCAUUAUUGGGGUGGGAUCGGAGCUGGAAGCAUUUCAGAACCUGCAUAAUAGUGUAUAUAGGGCACAUGUGUAUGUGAUGUGUGUAAAUGUGCUUAUGCCUGUGAAUAGUGGCUGCAGAAGAUAUAAAUCUUGUAAAUAUAGCCUACAGGCUCUCUACUGUGGAUUUGGGCAAUGAACUGCCAACACAAUCAGUUGUAAAAUAUCAUAUCAAGCAUUACAUAUCUAUGGAAGGUGCAGAAUGUAUUUGUUCA